AUGGCUGCGAAUUCUGAGAAUAUAUUGUCCUUGUCAUUGCGGUAUAAUUCAGAAGUUCAUGGGGGCACUGAUUCCCUAUGUAUUCCACUGUGUUCUCUUUGCCACAAGGUUUUACCGCUUGAUGAUGGUGCGAUAACAGGUGAUCUUGCAUUGGGUGGUGUAUGCAGUGACUGUGCUGAUUCUCUAUGUGUUCCACUGUGUUCUCUUUGCCGCAAGGCCUUAUCGCCUGAUGAUGAGAUAACAGGUGAUCUUGCAACGGGUGGUGUAUGCGGUGACUGUAAAUUUCUAUUGCUUGAAGACUUUGGGAAUCAUACGGUUUCUCAAAGCUCUCAAAGGAGGCUGCGAGGAAGAUUCAGGCACAGUAGCUCUGAAUCGGUUCCGAAUGUUGGUGGACAAAACCAUUCCACUGCAUCUGUAGAGGAAGAUCAACUUGUAGAUGGUGACAACCCUGCAAUGUCAUUGCAGUAUGCAAGUGCAAAUACUACUCCUAGUCGUUCUAGAAGCUGGAGGCAUGUUCUCUCAGAUACUGACAGUGAGGGUUUUGAGAAUUGGCGUUCUCAUUAUGGUGAAAAUGAAUCAAAUGCGAGUUUUAGACAGUAUAUGGUUCCCCAAAGCGAGACUGGUUCUUUUUCUUUCAGUCCUUAUGGAGGUGACUCGGAUAUCUCUAUCGACAGACAGAGUUUUGUAGGUACUGGAAUUUUUAAUUUACCAGACGAGGGAGAUGAGUUUGAUACUGACACUGACAUUGAUCCAAUGCACGCUGGCCUCGGCCAAUGGAACUCGGACAAUAUGGAAGACGAGGAAGAGGAGGACGAGGAGGAAAGAGAAUGGGAACUACCCGAGGUUGAUGAAUCUGCAUCCGCUCGCCUUCAAGUUCUUUUUAACUCAAGUCCAAAUGAGAGCCGAGGUCGCAUUAAUUGGGAACAAAGGUUUAAUGCAACUGAAACCGAGGGGAUAUUUAGCCAGUUAAUCAGGGAAACUUGGUUAGCUCUGGACGAUGCUGAAUUACCCGACGAAGCUAAUUUUGGAGACUUCCUGGAUACCAGACGCUUCAAUGAUCUGCUUGAUAAUCUCGCUGACAACGACCCAUCAAGACGAGGAGCACCACCUGCUGCUGCGUCUUUUGUAAACAAUCUGCCUUGUGUAGUCAUUAGCAAGGAACACGAGAAACACGAUGAACUAGUUUGUGCUAUCUGCAAGGAUGUUUUGUCCGUUGGAACUGAAGUAAAUCAGCUCCCUUGUUCUCACCUUUACCAUUGUCGUUGCAUUUUGCCGUGGUUGAGGACACGUAAUUCGUGCCCUCUUUGUCGUUUUGAGCUUCCAACCGAUGAUAAGGAUUACGAAGACGGAAAACAGAACAACAACGAUGGUAGAAAUGUGAUCUACGAGAGACAGCAGCAACUACACGUUAUAGAUGAUAGCUUCUCUGAUAUUUCUGAUGGAGUUGAAGCGAGUGAAGACGGUGAUACCACUAUUCAUGAUGUGCCGAAUUCUUCUGCAAUAGAAAGUGGUAGGGGAAGAUGGCUGUUUCUUGCUGCAGCUCCGAUUGUUAGUCUAGUUGGCAUGGUUAUUGUACUGUGGCUAGGUAGAAACUCUCGGAGUGAAGGGAGUAGACAUUCGAGUACUCGCCUGGCAGCGCAAAAUCAGCAAUUUUUUCAUGAUUCUCGAAACCGAAGGGAGAGCAGACGCAGAAGAUGGUGGUGUCCAUUCUAA
Molecule: messenger RNA, 1713 nt
Organism: Lathyrus sativus (Indian pea)
Lineage: Eukaryota; Viridiplantae; Streptophyta; Magnoliopsida; Fabales; Fabaceae
Source: the annotation of a GenBank genome assembly